AUGUACACUCCUUUAAUGAGGGCAAAUUCCCUAAAAUACGGCCAAAUGAGACAAAAUCUCUUUAGUCUCAUCGUCUUCUUAGUCUUAUUUUUAGUGGUCGGAGAGAAUGGGUUCAUAUACGCUUAUUCUAUAAUACGGAGCUCGACAGGGCCAAGUUUAUCUAGUUAUGAAUUAAAUAAUUUAGAAAAGCGGAUGAAUGGUGUUGUUAAUCAAAGUAAGAGAGAUGUGAUCAAGACAUCAACAACAUCACUGGACGAUUAUUUAAGAGCUCGAGGAGUCUUACCAGCAGUUGACAAAAUACCCAAUACACCACAAACUAAUAAUAAACAAACUGACAACAAUUCAUCUAAUAACCCAUCAACUCCCAUUGAUAUUCCACCACCAAUUGACAUACCGAUAUCAACCGACAAUUCGCAGAAAGAUAGCAAUUCAAAAUCUGAUUCCAAUCCACAACCUAACAACAAUCCACAAUCUGACACCAAUCCACAAUCUAACACCAAUCCACAAUCUAACACCAAUCCACAAUCUAACACCAAUCCACAACCUGAAACUAAUCCACAAUCUAAAACCAAUCCACAAUCUGACACUAAUCCACAACCUGAAACUAACCCACAAUCUAACACCAAUCCACAAUCUAACACCAAUCCACAAUCUAACACCAAUCCACAAUCUAACACCAAUCCACAAUCCAACACCAAUCCACAAUCUGAUACAAAUCCACCAUCUAACACUAAUCCGCAAUCUGAUUCCAAUCCACAAUCUAACGACAAACAGACCGACAAUACACAAAUUAAUAAUAACCCACCCGAUGUCGCAAUUCCUCCGACUGAUGGCAACUCGACUACCCCAAACGUGCCUGACAUCCCAAUGCCUAACAUGCCAGUUUCUAAUGAUACAUCAAAUCCUGAUUCGCUACCUUCAAAUCCUGAUUCGCUGCCUUCAAUCCCUUUACCAGACAUACCGAUAUCUACUGAUGCACCAGAUCCUAAUUCGCAACCGAUACGUGCUGUCUCAGUAGCGCCAGAUCAGCCAUCACCAGUGCCAGAUCAGCCAGCUCAACCAGCGCCAGCUCAACCAGCGCCAGCUCAACCAGCGCCAGCUCAACCAUCACCAGCGCAAGAUCAGCCAGCUCAACCAGCUCAACCAGCUCAGCCUUCAAUUGCUUUACCAGACUUACCAAUUCCUACUGGUGCAACAGAUCCUAAUUCGCAACCGAUACGUGCAGUCUCUCAAGCGCCAGAUCAGCCAGCUCAGCCUUCAAUUCCUUUACCGGACAUACCAAUUCCUACUAAUGCACCAGCACAAGUUUCUAAUGCGCCACCGAUACGUGCUGUCUCAGAUAUACCAAAUCAGGUUCCUUCAAAUUUACCAAACGCUAAUCCUACAAAUGCUGUCCCAAACGUUAUUCCUACACAAAAUUUACCCAAUCCUACUGCGGCACCAGCACCACAAGUUGCAUCAAAUGCAAAUGCUGCACCAGCUGCGACUGUAAAUAAUAAUUCUCCAUCCAAUGUUCCACAGUUCACCGUAGUGCCUACUACUGCUGUUGUAACUACCAUAGCAGCGACAGUUGCAACAGUAUUUAACAGUCAACAAUCUAGUUUUCAUUUAACAACAUAUAGUUUUACAAGUGUUUACACUACUAAUUUUUUGGUUUCUAAACAAAUCGAAAGUCUUACUGGAAAUUUUAAUUAUCCAAAAGGUACACCAACAAGCACAUCUUCUAGUAAAGUAAAUGCUGAUGAUUCAACAGAUAAUAGUCACAUUAUAGGACCAAUAUUAGGUGCAAUAACAGCUACUGCAUCAUUAGCAUUUAUUGUAGCCUUAGUCCUUAUUAGGCGAAAAAGAUGUACCUCGGGACACUUUAAACUUGAUGAAUUUGAUUUAGAGGAUUCAGGAGAAUUUAAUAUGCAUGAUGAUAUGAUUCAACAACCAGAAAUGGCACAUAUUGAUACAUAUAGCGAUAUUAUUGACCUUGGUUAUGGUAGCAGCAGUAGUAGUGAUGGUGACGUUGGUGCCGUUGGUAUGUUAAUUGAUGUACCGAUGGAUAUACCGACACCAACUCCAUCUUAUGAUGGAAGAAGCAGAUUUACUGAAAGGUUCUGA
Molecule: messenger RNA, 2106 nt
Organism: Cetraspora pellucida
Lineage: Eukaryota; Fungi; Glomeromycota; Glomeromycetes; Diversisporales; Gigasporaceae
Source: the annotation of a GenBank genome assembly